UCCCAUUGACGAUCAGGGAGCCCGCAGCGCCCGCAGCCAUGGCCAAGGAGCGGCCGGAGAAAGCCGAGGAGACCGAGCAGAUGAUAGAGAAGGAAGCCGCGAAAGAUGCGGCCGAGGCGGCAGCAGGAGCCGGGGACGGCCGGGACAUGAGAGCCGUGCUCCUCUCUGGGUUUGGAGGUCUCAACAAGCUGCGGGUGGCACGGAAAGUGAUGCCGGAGCCCCUGGAGGGCGAGCUGAAGAUCCGAGUGAAAGCCUGUGGUCUGAACUUCAUUGAUUUGAUGGUCCGGCAAGGAAACAUUGACAAUCCUCCGAAAACACCGCUGGUCCCUGGAUUCGAGCUGUCUGGGAUCGUUGAGGCUCUUGGAGCCAAUGUUACUGGCUUUGAGAUUGGGGACAGAGUUAUGGCAUUUGUCAACUACAAUGCAUGGGCAGAAGUGGCCUGCACCCCUGCAGAGUUUGUCUAUAAGAUCCCAGAUGAUAUGAGCUUCUCCGAAGCAGCUGCCUUCCCUAUGAACUUUGUCACAGCCUAUAUGAUGCUAUUUGAGGUGGCCAAUCUCCGAGAAGGAAUGUCCGUCCUUGUCCAUUCUGCUGGCGGAGGAGUGGGACAAGCAGUGGCACAGCUCUGCUCAACCCUUCCCAACGUCACAGUUUUUGGAACUGCUUCUGCUUUUAAACAUGAGGCCAUUAAAAACUCCGUCAAUCAUCUCUUUGACAGAAACGCAGAUUAUGUGCAGGAAGUAAAAAGAAUCUCACCUGAAGGUGUAGACAUCGUUCUUGACUGCCUAUGUGGGGAAAACACUGGAAAAGGCAUCAGCCUCCUGAAGCCGCUCGGAACGUAUAUUUUAUAUGGUUCAUCCAAUAUGGUUACUGGUGAAACAAAAAGCUUCUUCAGCUUUGCUAAAUCAUGGUGGCAGGUUGAAAAAGUCAAUCCCAUUAAGUUAUAUGAAGAGAAUAAAGUGAUGGCAGGCUUCUCCCUCCUGAAUUUACUCUUCAAGCAAGGACGAGCUGGAGUUAUACGAGGAGUGGUAGAUAAACUUCUCAGUUUGUUUAAUCAGAAGAAGAUCAAGCCCCUGGUGGAUUCAUUAUGGGCCUUGGAAGAAGUUAAGGAGGCAAUGCAAAGAAUCCAUGACAGAGGCAACAUUGGGAAACUUAUUUUAGAUGUGGAAAAGGCCCCAACUCCUCUGAUGGCCAAUGACAGUACAGAAAACAGCGAGGCAGGAGAGGAAGAAGAAGACCACGAGGGAGACACUGAAAAUAAGGAAAGGAUGCCAUUCAUUCAGUGAUAGUUCCUGUGGCCAGCAGCAGAUCUGAAAACUGGAAAGCGUUAUCCUGCACAUCAGAGAACAAACUUGCUGUAGUACAGUGUGUGUCGUAUUUGUCUGCAGCGAGCUGAGCUACUGUAUAAACUGUUGAACAAUGUUGUGUCUAACUUGGCAGUAACUAGACUUACUUGGCAGCUUUUAGUAGGGUAGUAUUGUUUCAAAAUGGUGCGUGAUACCUUAAAGUGGACCAGGCAUUGUGAUCUUAGUUAU
Nanorana parkeri is the source of this 1532-nucleotide messenger RNA. RefSeq names its product vesicle amine transport 1 like (gene VAT1L). The transcript has 9 exons. Gene Ontology annotation, molecular function: zinc ion binding; oxidoreductase activity. Lineage: Eukaryota; Metazoa; Chordata; Amphibia; Anura; Dicroglossidae. The coding region runs from base 39 to 1283 and encodes 414 amino acids. The record is from RefSeq and is a predicted model, not a curated record.